AGCAAAUUUGGUCGCCAUGGGCGCGUGCAGCAUUUUUUAACCAUCCACUCGGAACGCGCCCAAAAAGAUGCCCAAAACUGCUGUAGUAGGCAGCUACCAAGUGACACACAGCCUUGAGGUCAGUGCUAGUAUCACAUGUAUGGCUUCUCGGCGCAUGUGAAGUAGAUAUCAAAUACACUGCCGAAGUGCUGCGUGUCGAACAACUUUGAUUGCCAACAUUGAUUUCUCUGACUUUAUUUCGUCCCAUUUUCGUUUGGAGACAUUAUUUAUUUUGUUAACAUUAGUUGAAAUAAAAUGACUGAGCAGUCGGCCCUGCUUCUGCGAAAACAGCUAGCAGAGCUCAACAAAAACCCAGUGGAAGGUUUUUCUGCUGGUCUGAUUGAUGAUGAUGAUAUCUAUCAGUGGGAGGUUGUCGUGAUCGGCCCUCAAGACACAUUGUUCGAAGGUGGAUUUUUUAAGGCACAUCUCAUUUUCCCUCAUGAUUACCCACUUCGGCCCCCCAAGAUGAAGUUUAUUACAGAGAUUUGGCAUCCUAAUGUCGCAAAGAACGGAGAUGUGUGCAUUUCCAUCCUACAUGAGCCAGGAGAGGACAAAUUUGGCUAUGAGAAACCUGAGGAGCGUUGGCUGCCCAUCCACACUGUAGAGACCAUCAUGAUUAGCGUGAUCUCCAUGUUAGCUGAUCCCAAUGGUGACUCGCCAGCCAAUGUGGACGCAGCUAAAGAAUGGCGAGAGGAUCCCAACGGUGAGUUCAAGCGGAAAGUUGCCCGCUGCGUGAGGAAGAGCCAAGAAAUGGCAUUUGACUAGACGCUCCAUCACCGUUACAUUUGUUUAGUACAUAUCAGUUCCCAUCUCCAUAUCUUGAGGUCAAAAACAGAAGUUUCAAUUUCAGGAUUUAUUUCGGCAUUGAUUUUAAAGCCCAUGACAAGCUCAUAUCAAUUGAAUAGGUUUAACUAUGUGUUGAAUUACAUUUAUGUGUGGCAAAGCUUCAUCACGUAAAUUGAAUUCUAACCAGCCCCCUGGAUAUGUCAACAUUAAUAGGCGAUCACCUAUAUUUUAGUAACCAGUUAUUUGGGUUUGCACCAUUUAGGGAUAUCAGAGCAAAGCCACCGUAGAAUAAUAUAUAUAAAUAUUAUUUUUUUUGAUCUGAAUGUGUGAGUUAUAGCACGUUUCGUUAAUACCAAUUACCCUCCACCCUCUAGUGUGUCUUACCCUCUAGUGUGUCUUAAUUAUUUAUUAUCUUAAUUAUGAUGAAAUGUACUGCAUGACACUUGUGUUUUGAUUUGCUUUUUUUUUUUU
Messenger RNA from Sinocyclocheilus anshuiensis, 1296 nucleotides. Its product is annotated as ubiquitin-conjugating enzyme E2 G1-like. The coding region runs from base 295 to 804 and encodes 169 amino acids. NCBI's taxonomy places the organism in Eukaryota, Metazoa, Chordata, Actinopteri, Cypriniformes, Cyprinidae. The record is from RefSeq and is a predicted model, not a curated record. The transcript is spliced from 5 exons.